GUUUUCACACCAUCGCAGUCUCCCACUCGGCCGCUGGUCGCGGAAUGGGCUGAAUGGAUCGGAGAUUCCUAAAAAUAGAUCGACUCCUCUGUCUCCAAGCAGCAGCUUUCCGUGACUCCACCCAGUCUGUUACCCGGUUCUUGUAAAAUAUAUCAACAGAAAACCCCACAGUUCCGUUAAAGUUACAGCAGAUUUUUACAAUAUUUUGUGACUAACUUUUUUGGGAUCGUCUCUCCUCCACUUAGUACGAAAAUGAAGUGCUUCCGAUCAUGUUGCGCAUGUCUUCCGCAACGGUAUGUCCUGUCCGUGUUCAUCCUUGUGGGGUUGGUCGUCUGCUACCUGAUGAGGGUCUGCGUCAACCUCGCUCUCAACGAGAUGACCUUCAAGCUCAACGCCACAGAGUCCCACUCAGGAACCAAGCAACAUUUCUGCCCUGUAGAGGCGAGCACAGCCAACGCCACCAAGACUAGAGCGGAGUUCGACUGGGAUCAACACUUGCAGCACGACAUCAUCAAGUCCAUCUUCAUUGGCUACAUAGUCGCCCACGUGCCGGCCGGUGUGUUGGCGGACAUGUUUGGUGGCAAGCACAUCUUCGGGAUCGGGAUCCUGGUGUCAUCUAUCCUCUCCUUGUGCUUCCCCUUCCUCGCCCGUCUCAGUCCUUACGCCUUCAUCUUCGGCCGAAUCCUCCAAGGCUUUGGUCAGGGAGUCAUGUUCCCCAGCUCCAGCGCGCUGAUAGCCAAGUGGGCGCCCCCCAGCGAGAGGUCUACGAUGACUGGUAUCAUUCAAUCAGGUGUGAUGUUCGGUAACGCCAUUGGGUACAUAACAUCAGGAGUGAUUCUGUCUAUGUUCCCGGGAUGGGAGCCGGUCUUCUACUUCUGCGGGAUAAUCGGGCUCAUCUGGUGCGUCGGUUGGUACACCUUGUGCUACAGCUCGCCAGCCGAACAUCCCUUCAUCACUGAGGAGGAGAAGAACAUGAUUGAAAGCCAGAUCGCGGCAACAGCUAAGGCGAAACCAAAGAAUAUUCCAUGGAAGAGCAUUCUGACAUCGGCGCCAUUCCUUACAGCCAACAUGAUCAACUUCGGCCACGCCUGGGCUCUCUUCACCAUGGUUAACGAAAUGCCAGCUUACAUGGGAAAAGUGCUCAACUUCAAUGUCAAAAGUAGUGGACUGUUCUCAGCUAUGCCACACAUUGCUAUGAUCCCCACCUCUAUCGGUAUCGGAUACCUCUGCGAUUGGCUCAUCAAGAGUGAAAUCAUGACAGUCACCACCAACAGGAAAAUAUUCUCCUUCCUCGGUAAGUUGGGGUUUUACCACUUUCAAUUACUGAUUAAUUAAUUCUCUCUUCUUAGA
This is a messenger RNA of Homalodisca vitripennis (glassy-winged sharpshooter), 1350 nucleotides long. Its product is annotated as putative inorganic phosphate cotransporter. Gene Ontology annotation, biological process: transmembrane transport; monoatomic anion transport. The record is from RefSeq and is a predicted model, not a curated record. Gene Ontology annotation, molecular function: transmembrane transporter activity. NCBI's taxonomy places the organism in Eukaryota, Metazoa, Arthropoda, Insecta, Hemiptera, Cicadellidae. The transcript has 7 exons. Bases 253 to 1335 code for a protein of 360 amino acids.